AUGACUCAUUCUGAAGCUGUACAGCAGAUAUCCGCGCGGGUGGCUGAAUUCCACCGCCGUCAACAGCCCUUUCGCAUUUACCAUGGCGCAACCAAUAGCACGCGGCCCUCCAAUCACUCCGCAUCCAACACGGUCAGCACAGCAGAUCUCACCAAUGUCUUGCAGAUCGAUGCAGACAGCUGCACGGCACUGGUCGAGCCCAAUGUCCCCAUGGAUGCCCUUGUGAAAGCCACCCGAACUAUGGGCCUGGUCCCUCUCGUCGUAAUGGAAUUUCCGGGCAUCACGGUCGGAGGCGGAUUCUCCGGAACCUCGGGUGAGAGCAGCUCUUUUCGGGAGGGGUUCUUCGAUAAUACGGUCAAUUGGAUUGAAAUGGUUCUUGCUGAUGGCCAGGUGGUCAAGGCCUACAAUGACCGCGUCGAAUUGAAGGAUUAUGUCGAGGACAAACGAUCGGACUUAUUCUGGGGCGCUGCAUCUUCCUUUGGUACUCUCGGAGUGGUCACGUUGUUGGAGGUUCGAUUAAAAAAGGCGGAGCCCUUGGUUGAAUUGAAGUACUACGUCAGUUCAAACAUGAAAGAUGCAUUGCGCGACUUCGAAGAGGCUCGGGCUGAUCCGGAGACUGAAUAUCUCGAUGGCAUCGUUUACUCAAAGAACAAGAUUGUUGUUUGCGCUGGACGACAAGUGAGCAAAAGUCCCAAUUCAAUCAUCCAUCAGUUUACUCGUCGACAAGAUAAUUGGUUUUAUUUGCACGUCGAAAGGAUGACCAAAUCUCUCACCAAUCAUGCUGGUUCUCACACUCCAGAUUCAGUAAACUAUAUUCCUCUAACAGACUACCUCUUCCGCUAUGACCGGGGAGGCUUCUGGGUUGCCCGUUACGCUUUCCGCUACUUCUGUGUGCCUUUCACCUCACUUACGCGCUGGUUCCUCAAUAGGUUCAUGUACACCCGGGUGAUGUACCACGCUUUGCAUGUCAGUGGCCUCGCACGCCAGUAUGUUAUUCAAGAUGUCGGUGUACCAGUGUCCACCGCCUCCGAGUUCCUCGACUGGCUGGACCAUCCAGAGAACUUCGGGCAAUACCCUAUCUGGCUCUGUCCACUACCCCCUGGGAGCGCCGGUGGAUUGGAAGGACAGACGAUGAGGGACAGCAAAGCAUAUAACUCGGAACCAGGGAGCAAAACUCUGAUGAACUUCGGAAUCUGGGGACCAUCAACCGCCACGGGACAAGCCGAAUUUGUGGCUCAAAACCGGCAGCUCGAACACAAGGUUCAUAGCCUUGGGGGAAAGAAAUGGCUCUAUGCACACACUUACUAUACAGAGGCAGAGUUCUGGUACAUAUACAACAGGAAGGACUACGAUGCUUUGCGUGAGAAGUACCACGCACAGCAUCUUCCCACUCUGUAUGAUAAGGUACGUGUGCGCGAAUCGGAUCUCCCGGGUGCGCAUCGCGGAGAGUUCGAAAGUGGAUGGAAAGGAAUGGUGAAACGGGCUUUAUGGGAUGUCUGGCCAUUCAGUGGAUUGUAUGGCGUCUACAAAGCCUGGAGAGGAGGAGACUAUCUAUUGCACAAGGAUGUUCCUAAGAAGAAGGCCAACUAA
Penicillium antarcticum is the source of this 1590-nucleotide messenger RNA. Its product is annotated as FAD-binding oxidoreductase. The transcript has a single exon. Gene Ontology annotation, molecular function: Delta24(24-1) sterol reductase activity; FAD binding. Gene Ontology annotation, biological process: steroid metabolic process. Lineage: Eukaryota; Fungi; Ascomycota; Eurotiomycetes; Eurotiales; Aspergillaceae. The coding region runs from base 1 to 1590 and encodes 529 amino acids. The record is from RefSeq and is a predicted model, not a curated record. Gene Ontology annotation, cellular component: membrane; cytoplasm.